AUGCGAUGGAACUCAACUUGCACGAUCUGCACGCAUGGCGACGCCACAUCGAUAUUCAGUAGUGACCUUUCGUGCAGCGGAAGGGUCGGUUUUGCAUCAGUGGUUGACCUACUUUUGUUUGGUGAUGGUUUAAUAGUUAAGCGCAGAUCGCUGAAGCCGGGCGGAACAGUAGAAACCUUUGUAUUUGGACAAAGCAUGUGCUGUUUGAUACGAGGAGGUUCAUCACCGCGCCACCUUGUUUAUCAUGUUGGUACUCUUUCGCUUGUUCCGUGUGUAUACAAUAGAAAAGCUCGAGGUAUUCUAAUGCUACUUUUUUCGGAUGGUCGAGGAUUGGGUAAAUCUACUUCCGUUUCAAACAGAACAGUCUAG
This is a messenger RNA of Cercopithifilaria johnstoni, 369 nucleotides long. The record is from the annotation of a GenBank genome assembly. Lineage: Eukaryota; Metazoa; Nematoda; Chromadorea; Rhabditida; Onchocercidae.